AUGUUUCCCUCAGUUGAUGGUCGCUUUGUUAUCCUCGCCGUCUUACCUGCAUCCUUUGUCUUUAUCAAAGCCUUCACACGGUUAAUUCAAAACAGGCAGAACAAACCUUGCCUUCGUCCUGGCCCAGUGCCGCUCCCACUGUUAGGGAACGUCUUAUCUAUCGACACCAAGGAGCCUUGGUUGACUUAUACCGAAUGGGCUGCUGCUCAUGGAGACUUGGUUUUCGUGCGACUUCUGGGCCAGGAAGUCGUGGUGAUCAAUUCUCAGCACGUCGCAGAAGCCUUAAUGGACAAGCGUUCUCGCAUUUACUCCGAUCGACCAUACUUAGCCACAGUCGAGCCAUUUGGUUGGUCGGACAUCUUUGCAUUCACAGGCUAUGGUGACGAAUGGCGUCUUGCCCGACGACUUUUCCACCAAUCUUUCCGUCCCGAAUCUGCACUCAAGUUUCGUCCGAUGCAGAUCAAGAAGGCUCGUGAGAUGGUCAUCAACUUAAUUGAUGACUCUCAACAUUAUCAUUCUCACUUUGCAACAUUCUCGUCAUCAAUUGCGAUGUCAGUGACAUACGGCUACCAAACUAGUCCUCGUGAUGAUCCUCUGGUUCGAAUUGCGGAAAGUGCAUUGGUUAUUGGCCUUCAGGUAAUGACCCCAGAGAAAGCGAUAUUACUUAAAAUUUUCCCCUUCUUGCUGAGGUUACCCGACUGGUGCUGGGGAUCCGCGAUCAAACGCGAUGCUCAAGUUUCGACCCAUCGCAUGACUGAAAUGACGGACCUGCCGUUCCAAUAUGCGCAGGAGCACAUGGCCGAAGACUUGUCCCUCGGCCAGGUUUCAAUGGUAUCAGACAAUUUGCAACGGAUGGAGAAGCUGGAUCAGUCAUCAAAACCCAUCUUCGAGACUGCCUUAAAGAAAGCAGCUGCUACUGCUAUUGUAGGUUCAUAUGAGACGACCACGUCGACCUUGAUGACGUUUUCUCUCGCCAUGGUAUUGUAUCCAGAUAUCCAGAAACGCGCACAAGCGGAGAUCGACUCGGUGGUCGGAGCAGAUCGCUUGCCUACAUUUGAAGACAGAGCCUCGCUACCCUACGUUGAAUCAGUCCUGCGCGAAACUUGGAGAUGGCACCCCGUCGGAGUCCUUGGCGUUCCACAUGCCACCUCGAAUGAUGAUACAUACGAUGGUUAUUUCAUUCCGAAAGGUCUGCUGUUUUCGUCCAGUGAACAAAUAUUUUGUGAUAUUGUACAUCAGGAGCGACCGUCAUAUCUAACAUAUGGGGCAUUUCACGGGAUGAAAAGCGGUACCCCCGAUGCAUCUAGCUUUAUACCAGAGAGGUUCCUGGACGUCAAUAAUGCGUUGACGGAUGAUGACCCUGCUGAAUACGUUUUCGGCUUUGGCCGGCGUGCAUGUCCAGGCCGACAUGCUGCUGAUGCCUCUGUAUGGUCCGCUAUUGUUACUAUGCUGGCCACGGUGGAGUUUUCUUCUGCCAAAGAUGACCAGGGCAAAGUGAUUGAAUUCACCCCCCAAUUCACCACGGGACUCACUCAGUACUUGGUUUUUCUCGUAUCAUUCCAUUUCCUCGGCACUAACAGUUCCAUCGUUUUAGCUGCCCUGUGGUCUUCCCUUGCAAUAUCUCAGCACGCUCUCGUGCCCAUUCAGAACUUGUGGAUGUUUUCCGAACGGGAGUAUGACAUGUGUUCAGGUGAAUGA
Molecule: messenger RNA, 1698 nt
Organism: Suillus subalutaceus
Lineage: Eukaryota; Fungi; Basidiomycota; Agaricomycetes; Boletales; Suillaceae
Product: cytochrome P450
Exons: 11
Coding region: 1-1698 (565 amino acids)
Molecular function (GO): heme binding; iron ion binding; monooxygenase activity
Source: RefSeq, a predicted model, not a curated record